GGCACAUGGUUACUUGUAUGAGUUACUUACUUGAUGCAUGUGUUGCCAAGGCUGUGUCACCUGUGCCACUAGCUUGCACACACUGUUCUGAGCACUAUGAAUGAGACUUCUGUCUCCCAGUGGCCUGUGAGGUGGACUCUACCCUGCAGACUUGCUCUUGAGUAGCAGUGCUCGCCUCAAGGGAGGGACCUGGAGUCCAGGGCAAGAAGGUGGACUUUAGUAGGAAGAGCCCAGGAAGCUGUGGCAAAGGAGAAACCCCAGCUCCUUGGCAGAUGAUUGGAGCAGGAGCGCCCUGUACCUGCCCUGCCUGCCUCCCCUGCACUUGUCACCCACACCUGCCCGGUGACUCUGUGCUUCAGACUUGCAGAUGGGCCACACACUGCAUGGGUGCACCUUCCCAGGUAAAGCCUGAGGGAGCAGCGGGCCCAACGAGAAUCUCUUUGAUUAGUCCACCUCAAGAUGGACACGUGGGUAGCAUCUCCUACCGGGGCCCUCAGAAUCUCAGCCUGACUCCCAAUCAGAGCAUGGCGAAGCCUCUCAGGUCAUAUGUGAAGUUGUGUCCAGAGACAAAUUCUGGACCUGAACUCAACCUGCAAGUGAGGCCUCCUCUUCCUCUCUCAGAGGCAGAGCUGAGGCUCCUUCAGCUGCACAUUUAAGACUGUGUGUGUGGUGCACGUGCCUGAGGACACCACCGCCACCACCAGCCUCCCAAGCAUCCCGGGCCCUUGGACACCAGGAUGCCUAGGCUACCAGGUGAAAGGCCCCACACCCUCCACCCUCACCAUCCUUGUCCUUCCGGAUGGCAUGUGGCAUAUGCUUGGCUGCUGCACUGUAAGUUCACUCUGUCCCGACAAUGAGCACCGUCAGAUGCUGAGAAAUCUCAUGGUGAUGAAGUAUUCUAAGUGGGCUCCCAAAUCCCUAAUGAUAUCUAAACGUUUUUCUCUGUGCAUGUUAUGUGAUAUAUACAUGAUUAUUUCAAACUCUGAGAUAUAGGCUAACUGUGAAAUAUGAGCAAUAAAAUAGCUUUUUAAUCACGUCUUCCUCAGGCUCCUGUCCCUUUGGUUACCCGGCAACACACUCAGCCACAGCAUUGGUUUUGGGGCCAUGGGCCCUCUGGGAUGAUGCUGUGAGGGGUGAGCAGAGGAAGCCCUCAGGGCUGUUGCUUAGGACUUUUGAAAUGUCUCCCAAGACAGCAUGAUAGUGGCCUUUACCUCUGAUCUUCUGUGGCCUCUCCCAAGGUGGAGUGCUAGUCUCCUGAGGGGAAGGGGGUUGAUGCACGUCUAAAAUCUCAUGGUUUCUUCCAUUGCUUCACCUUGCUUUGUUGACAUAAACUUGCUGCCAUAAUUUUAGCAUUUCAUGUUUUUUAUAACAUUCUCUGACAAUUUUCAGGUAAAUGAAGGGCUUUUGAGCAUCAACUGAGUCUUAAACUGCCUCAAUGCAUGCUUCCCUGUGCGGAUGGGAAGGGAGGGGCUUGGGUCCAGGAGCUCAGCCUGGCCCAUAUAUAAAUCUCAUAUAAAGGUUUAGAAUAGACCCCACAAUCUCCUUCCCUGCACUCAGCCAGGGAGGGGCUUGGGUCCAGGCUGAUGACUGAACUCUGAACCCACAACUACACAGUGACUGCAAGAAAACAGAAACCUCAAGGCUGGCCCCUCCCUGGCCGAGUGCAGCCUCACAACAGUGCCCACCCCCAUCCACACAGGGGAGGCCACGCACAGAGGGCCCAGGGAGGGGGUUGCCAGCAACUAUGUGUGGCGGGAGAUUCAGAAGGGCCAGUGAGCAGACAUAAUUCUCACUGUGACUUUCAUUUUUUCACUAAGCUUCUGAGGUUUGAGGGAAAAAAUCUUUGAGAUUAAAGCUGAUGUUUAUGGACAGGAAAUGUAUACUAUUGCCAUUCAGAGGAAUUACUCUGGAAUGGACCAGCCAGGAGGAAUGAGAUGCUCAUUUGAUUGAUUAACGUAGCCAGAGUCAGUGAGUUAUUUCGGGAAAAUAGUAUAAAUCUCAGGUGGUGCCUGUGGCUCAAGGAGUAGAAUGCUGAUCCCAUAUGCCAGAGGUGGCGGGUUCAAACCCGGCCCCGGCCAAAAACUGCAACAAAAAUAAAUAAAUUAAAUAAAUUCAAAUUUAAAAAAAAUAGUAUGUCUCAUUCAAAUUAACCAAACUGUUUCCUCAAAGAUGUUUGCUAUAGCAUUGCUAAUAGCAAAAUGGUCAUCUUAAGUGGUGUGAUAAUGUGACAGACUUGUGGGCUGGAGUGCAAUCUCAGAACUCCUUCCAGGUCCUUCCUGUGGGAGCAGGUGCCCCACUGCAGUGCAUCUCGAGGGCACCAGGGGGCGCUAGACCAAGCGAGCUAGAUUGAGGUACCCACGGACUCAAGUCACCUGCAGACUUGCUGUCUGCUCUGUGCCACCCAGAUUGUGUCUGUAAAAGCAUUAGAUGGAGAAAAUUGCAAAAACAAAGUGGGAUGGAGAGGUGACAUGUAGACAGUGCCUGUGCAGUGCUUCCCAGCAGCCACCACCAGAUUUAUCUGUGGAUUUCAGGGAAUGUGGCUUAAGGAAACAAUGGGGGUGUCCCCAGAAGUGUGCCUCUUGGAGUAUUCUUUGUGGAAUAGCGUGACAGUGACCCCAAAAGUAAAGGUGUGGACACUCAACAUUCAAGGAAAGAACAUAGGUGUUAGUGGCUGUCAUGAUGUCAGAACUGUCGUAGGCAGUAAUGCAACCUGAGCCUUACGUAAAA
Molecule: messenger RNA, 2727 nt
Organism: Nycticebus coucang (slow loris)
Lineage: Eukaryota; Metazoa; Chordata; Mammalia; Primates; Lorisidae
Product: probable E3 SUMO-protein ligase RNF212
Exons: 5
Coding region: 273-656 (127 amino acids)
Source: RefSeq, a predicted model, not a curated record